CGGGGCGCCCGUGAGGGGACGGGGACGGGCCCGGGGCGGGCGGCCGUGAGGGCGGCCCAUGGGGCCGGGACGCACUGCCCAUGGAGCCGCUGCGCAACGGCGGCGGCACGGAGGAGCAGCAGCAGCAGCCGCCGCCGCGGCGGCGCGGGGCGGGGGCGGACGGCGGCCCCCCGCGGCGGCGGAGCGCCGGGGCGGCGGGCGCUGAGGGCGCGGCGGGGCCGGAGCCCCACGAUCGGGGCGGGCCGGCGGGGCGGCAGCGGCGUGACUCGGUCCGCAAGGCCCGGCCGCUCUUCCCUUGGUUUGGCUUGGACAUCGGAGGGACCUUGGUCAAACUUGUUUAUUUUGAACCAAAGGACAUCACCGCCGAAGAGGAGGAGGAGGAAGUAGAAAAUCUCAAAAGCAUCCGCAAAUACCUGACGUCGAACGUAGCCUAUGGAUCUACAGGCAUUCGGGAUGUGCACCUUGAGCUAAAGGACCUUACCCUGUGUGGACGUAAAGGCAAUCUGCACUUUAUACGCUUUCCUACUCAUGACAUGCCUGCUUUUAUUCAAAUGGGAAGCGAAAAACACUUCUCAAGCCUCCAUACUACCUUAUGUGCCACGGGAGGUGGAGCGUACAAAUUUGAGCAGGACUUUCGCACAAUGGGUGACCUCCAGCUUUGUAAGCUAGAUGAACUCGAUUGCCUUAUUAAAGGAGUUUUGUACAUCGAUUCAGUUGGAUUCAAUGGACGUUCAGAGUGUUACUAUUUUGAAAACCCGACGGAUGCCGAAAGAUGCCAGAAGCUCCCGUUCAACUUGGAGAAUCCCUAUCCUCUCCUUUUGGUGAACAUUGGCUCAGGGGUCAGCAUUUUGGCUGUGUACUCAAAAGAAAACUACAAACGGGUAACGGGCACCAGCCUUGGAGGGGGAACCUUUUUUGGCCUCUGCUGCCUGCUCACCGGCUGCUCCACCUUCGAAGAGGCCCUGGAGAUGGCAUCCCACGGAGACAGUACCAAAGUGGACAAACUAGUGCGGGACAUUUACGGAGGAGACUACGAGCGCUUCGGAUUGCCGGGCUGGGCUGUAGCGUCCAGCUUUGGGAACAUGGUGAGCAAGGAGAAGCGGGAAUCUGUCAGCAAAGAGGACCUCGCCAAGGCCACGUUAAUAACCAUCACUAAUAACAUCGGCUCCAUAGCACGGAUGUGUGCGCUUAAUGAGAACAUUAACCGAGUGGUGUUUGUUGGCAAUUUCCUUCGGAUCAAUACAAUUUCAAUGAGGCUUCUGGCAUACGCUUUGGACUACUGGUCGAAGGGACAGUUAAAAGCACUUUUCUUGGAACAUGAGGGUUACUUCGGUGCCGUCGGUGCCCUCCUGGAACUCCUGGGUUCAGCCUGACUCACUGCAGAUCCGGGACGUCACACCUGCGGAGUCAGGGCCCGUCCCGGCUCACGGAGCCCACGCCUCGCGGAGAAGCCUCCGUUCCCUGACUGUUAAACUAACUGCGGGUGGCCUAAUCGGGGGAGGCGAGGGCUGAGGCGCUUCUGCCUGCCAACAGCUGGAACCGCUCUCCGACGGCAGCGCGGGGUUGUUCAAAAGGAGCGUUGAUGCAAAUGGCCGCCGGCGGCUGCGCCUGGAGCGUCCGUAGGGCGUUCGGUCGCUGGCGUCAGACAGCGCAGUUCUACGCCCGUGUGAUGGUGGUGACUUAAGGCGCUGCUCCCUCCGCGGAGAUCCCUCUGGGCGCCGAACGCCUGCCCUGUUCGGAGCUCCUAGAGCUCGGCCGCAGCGUUUCCCGCUCGGCGCGCGCAAGGCGUCACGUUCUCACGCCGCAGCUCGCCUGUGCGGGGGAAGGCCCCGUGGGGCUCCUGCCUCCUCGGGUGCCUGCGGUCGGGCGCCGCUGUGCCCUCGGCGAGGCCGCCUGCCCCUUAAUCACGGUUUCUUGUCUGGGUGCGCUGGAGGUCAAAGGCACAAAUCCUGCGUCGCGGGUGGUUCCGAUGCCAGCUGCGCCGGGGGGCCUGUCACCUCCAUCCCCGAGGUCUGCUAAGAGCAAAUCAAGCUGAAAUAGCGGGGUUUGAUUUGGUGGGGUGUGGUUUUUUUUUUCCUGUGUUGUAAAACUUUGGCUGCAGAUAGCUACACCAAAGAUAUCACCUUUUCCUUCAGUCCUAUGCUCGGGAUCUUCUCUGUAAUGUUCCAUAUAAAAUGGAAUGGCAGUUAAUGGUCAU
Molecule: messenger RNA, 2197 nt
Organism: Phalacrocorax carbo (great cormorant)
Lineage: Eukaryota; Metazoa; Chordata; Aves; Suliformes; Phalacrocoracidae
Source: RefSeq, a predicted model, not a curated record